GUGACCACAGAUGAGCGCGCAGGACCUUCUUGGAACAAUCUUUUCUUCUCCAAGUCUACAAGCUCGUGGAGGAGCGAGGGAGUAUCUAUUUCUCGCAGCUGGUUCAAUGUAUCGGGCCGGGAAAGCGAAUUGAAGCACCACGUCAACUGGGCGGUGGCUGGCGCUGGUUACGAGUCAUGCUGCGCAGCUGGUGGAAGAUCUUUGAAGUCACAGACGAGGGAAACCCGAUUGUCAGCUUGA
This is a messenger RNA of Symbiodinium sp. CCMP2592, 240 nucleotides long. Lineage: Eukaryota; Dinophyceae; Suessiales; Symbiodiniaceae. The record is from the annotation of a GenBank genome assembly.